Molecule: messenger RNA, 2455 nt
Organism: Monascus purpureus
Lineage: Eukaryota; Fungi; Ascomycota; Eurotiomycetes; Eurotiales; Aspergillaceae
Source: the annotation of a GenBank genome assembly
CAGGAAACCAGCUCUCCCUUUCUCCCGCCAACCUCUCGCCUGUUCCAUUUCAGGCCCUGACUCUCAUCCAUCUGGUCUGGAUUCGCUCUGUCGCACUACAGAGUACAAUGGCCUGAGGCCCCCCCCCAUGUGCAGGAACGGCAGCGCUGAAAAAAAGUCCAAGUCCCACUCUGUUCUUCUCUGCGCAGCGCCGUUGUGUACGGAAUGAGAGCAUCAUUCCGCAUUCCGCUGCGGGCUUCCAUAUGUGAUCCUGCUGCGGUGUUCAAAAAUAAAUACAAAUACGACUAUAAUGGCGUGUCGAACAAUCGGCUAAAGUCGACCGUUUCCCUCAGGCUCUUUUCUUCCCGCUCGUCAAUCGCGACUACUAUAACGACCCCACCAACGACCUGUUGGCACUGGCAUUGUUCUCCGGGAUGGACCCUCUCUAGGACCUAUUCCACGAGGACUUCGACGUUGAACGCUACGAGAGGCGCCGGGGCCAACUAUAAUGGGUAUACGCGGACGGAUUCCGAUUCUAAAAAUCUUCGACGGAAGUAUAUCAAAUAUGCAGUGAUCGGGACUGUGCUGGGCGUGGGAACUAUUACUCUCUAUGAUCAGAUUGAGCAUGUAUAUUAUGCUCUGACGAGAAGUGGGAGGGUCGUUGGCGCGCUGGCCGUUUGUAUCAAUGAGUAAGUUUGGACGAGGUAUCUCCUGGAUUGUUCUCAUCGGGCUAGUUUGGCUUAUAGAGCGAAACAGCUAUCGGAAGACUCUCAAACUCCGGGACCAACUUCCUCCAGAAGAAUACGCAGAAACUCUUCGGGCAUGUCACAAGCGCUGUGCGGUACGAACACUACACGUUCUCGAGAAAAAUGGAUCCGUCUUCAUAAAAUUAGGACAACACCUGAGCAGCAUGAGUUAUUUACUUCCGUUAGAAUGGACGACAACUUUCAUCCCGUUGCAAGACAAUUGUCCCGUCUCGUCGAUCGAAUCCAUUCAGAACUUACUCGUCACCGACACGGGUCAUACUAUGGACGAGCUCUUUGAAACGUUCGAGCCCACGCCGAUCGGGGCCGCCUCCUUAGCACAAGUUCACAUUGCCACAUUGAAAGACUCGGGAAAUAAAGUUGCUGUCAAGGUGCAGCAUCCUGUACUAGCAGAAUGGGUGCCGUUGGACCUGGCAUUGACGCGGUUUACGUUCUCGAUGCUCAAGCGGUUCUUCCCCGAGUACGACCUUGAAUGGCUAUCUAGAGAAAUGGAUAUGUCUCUGCCGCAGGAAUUGGAUUUCCGGAAUGAGGCGAGGAAUGCGGCUAGGACGAGAGAGUACUUCAAGAAGCAUCCGAAUGCCCCAUUGGUGAUUCCGGACGUAAUAUGGGCUAAGGAGCGCCUCGUUGUAAUGGAUUACGUUACUGGCCACCGCCCCGACGAUCUUGAAUACCUCGACUCCAACGGCAUUGACCGGGACGAAGUCUCCGCUGCUUUGGCGCAUAUCUUCAACGAAAUGAUAUUCGGCGAAGAUGCCCCCUUGCAUUGCGAUCCGCACGGCGGCAACAUUGCCAUUCGCAAGAACCCUAAUCGGCGUUAUCCCAAUUUCGACAUCAUCCUCUACGACCACGGCCUCUAUCGCGAUAUCCCCCGUGAUAUGCGCCGCAACUAUGCCAAGAUGUGGCUAGCAGUCAUCGACGCAGAUAUACCAAAAAUGCGCAAGUACGCGCAUGAGGUCGCAGGUAUCACGGACGAGCAGUUCCCGCUCUUCGCCUCCGCCAUCACGGGCAGAGACUACAGCGUCCUGGUUAACAAAAACGUCACUUCCUCCCGUACCGCUGCCGAGAAGGAACAGAUCACUGGUGCACUUGGCGAUGGCAUGCUACAGCAACUAGUUGAUUUGCUCAGCAAGGUACCGCGGAUUAUUCUUCUAAUUCUCAAGACGAACGAUCUCACGCGCAGCCUGGACGAAAACCUCCACACUCGCCAGGGCCCCGUCCGCACAUUUCUCAUCCUAGCCCGCUACGCCACACGUUGCGUCUUCGAAGAGAACAUGGAAUCCAUCCACGAAAGCGGUGGUGUGCUCUUCCGACCCUCUAAUCUCUGGAACUUCCUCAAGGCAUGGUUUACUUACAUGCGUGUUGAGCUGAAGUUAUCCGUGUACGAGCGUGUGUUGUCUUUGAAGAGUCGGUUUGGGAUACGGACGGCCGUUUGAAGUGAAGCCAGCGGAGGAGAAAUUAAUAUGAGAAUGAAGAUAGGGCAGGGACAAAAGGAAAGUGAAAAUAGAAGUAAAUACAGUGUGUUAAAACAUCGUUUUUUGUGGUAUUUGCUUGGUUGUUUCUUUUCCUUUUCUUUUUUCUUCUUUUUAUCUAUGUGCAUUCGCUGUACAUUUCAUAGUCAUGGAGACUUGAUAUAUAAGUAAAUAAUCAUUACAGCUAGCUACCAUAUAUGAAGCAUAAUGCCUAGUAUAAAAGCAGGAUCUACGAUAUACAAG